Peromyscus eremicus (cactus mouse) is the source of this 3202-nucleotide messenger RNA. It is a transcript of the gene Arfip1, whose product is annotated as ADP ribosylation factor interacting protein 1. Lineage: Eukaryota; Metazoa; Chordata; Mammalia; Rodentia; Cricetidae. Bases 338 to 1546 code for a protein of 402 amino acids. The record is from RefSeq and is a predicted model, not a curated record. The transcript is spliced from 10 exons. Gene Ontology annotation, molecular function: protein domain specific binding; phospholipid binding. Gene Ontology annotation, biological process: intracellular protein transport; regulation of Arp2/3 complex-mediated actin nucleation. Gene Ontology annotation, cellular component: trans-Golgi network membrane.
CGGCUUCUGGAGAGAGAAAGCGAGAGGCUGUCCGGGGCCCAAGACCCCGCACUUCCGGUCUUCUCACUUCCGGCUCCGAGGCUGGGGUGCAGGCGCCGGAGGCCGGGUUGAGAGGUCGCGGGUGCAAGUGUCCUCGGCGGUUGGUUGCCCGGAGCCUGUGACAGCUGCAUCGGCUCCCCGCCCCGGAGCGACCGAGGUGCGUGGGGGAGGGGACGCAGGAAAAGCUCCGGGUCGUGCUUCCGCUCACUUUCUGCCCCGGCCGGACGCGAUUCCCGAGGGCUGCGACCGGCAGAGCCCGGCGACCGAGCGCUGCCGGCUUCCCUGCUGACAGACAGGUAUGUCUGACUGCAGCAAUGAUGCUACAGCUCUUGGUACAGCUCCGGCCGCCACAGAAGAAGCCCAGUCUAAAGUUGAGGAGUCUGACAUGGCUCAAGAGUCUCCCAAAAACUCUGCAGCAGAAAUUCCGGUAACUAGUAAUGGAGAAGUUGAUGACUCCCAUGAACAUGGUUAUCAUAGGGAUUUGAAGCGUUCAUUACCAUCUGGACUUGGACUCUCAGAAACUCAAAUUACAUCUCAUGGCUUUGACAGUACCAAAGAGGGGGUUAUUGAAGCAGGAGCAUCGCAAGGUCCCUCAGCGCCGCCCUUGCCAUCUGUUCUGUCUCCCAGCAGGGUUGCAGCUAGUCAGCUGGCCCAUCCAGGAGGUGAUCUGACCGUUCCUGCAGGUGGCCAGAGGACACACACAAAAGGUGGACCAGUUAUUCUAGCAGAUGAAAUUAAAAAUCCUGCAAUGGAAAAGUUAGAACUUGUUAGAAAGUGGAGUCUCAACACAUACAAGUGUACCCGGCAAAUUAUAUCUGAGAAACUAGGCCGUGGCUCAAGAACUGUGGACCUCGAACUUGAAGCUCAGAUUGAUAUAUUAAGAGACAAUAAGAAAAAAUAUGAAAACAUUCUGAAACUGGCUCAGACAUUGGCAACACAGCUCUUCCAGAUGGUGCAUACUCAAAAGCAACUUGGAGAUGCAUUUGCUGACCUGAGUUUGAAGUCGCUAGAACUCCACGAAGAAUUUGGCUAUAAUGCAGAUACCCAGAAGCUGCUGGCUAAAAAUGGAGAGACUCUUCUUGGGGCCAUUAAUUUUUUCAUUGCUAGUGUGAACACCUUGGUGAAUAAAACAAUUGAAGAUACACUAAUGACUGUAAAACAGUAUGAAAAUGCCAGAAUUGAAUAUGAUGCAUAUCGAACUGAUUUGGAAGAACUGAACCUUGGACCACGUGAUGCAAACACUCUGCCAAAAAUCGAGCAGUCACAGCAUCUGUUCCAAGUGCACAAGGAAAAGUACGAUAAAAUGCGCAGUGAUGUUUCUGUCAAGUUGAAAUUUCUUGAAGAAAAUAAGGUUAAAGUGUUGCGCAAUCAGCUGGUCCUGUUCCACAGUGCUGUGGCUGCCUACUUUGCUGGGAAUCAGAAGCAGCUUGAACUGACACUUAAGCAGUUCCAUGUCAAGUUGAAAACCCCUGGAGUAGACGCCCCGUCUUGGCUUGAAGAGCAGUAAACUCACCUGGAAAAGAACGAACAGUGUAUUGUUAAACAACUAAUAACCUAGUAAGAGUGAAGUAGUUUGGGGAAGUGGUGAGGUGACCGACGUUGGAGUGGCUCUUGCACAGAUAGCUUUUAUUUUUCCCUUUUCACACCCUAACAAUUGAGCUGUUAAAUUUGAUGAGAAGGUGGCUGAUUUUUAUGGAAACAUAAUUUCUAUAAUUCUAAAUACAAUAAUUUUCCUUUUUGAGGAAUCCUUUUUGUAUUUUGAGGGUUGAUGGCUAUUUCUAUAAUUUGAAAUAUUUAAUAUAGAUUUGCACUGAUAAGAUAAAAAUUCAAGGCUUUUGGUCCUAGAAAUGAGGACCAGCUGUAAUUUUCCAAGGGAGGUUUACAUGAUUUGUAUCAAUGUCAGAUAUUUUAUAUAUGAAUAUAUCCAACAUCUUUAAGAAGUUCAUGUUUGUGUAUUAUCUUAAAGAAAAAAAGCUAUUUUGCAAAGUAAGUUGUAUAGCGUCCUGCAGUGUCCACAGAGAGGCAAUUCAAAUGAAUGAUUGAUUGGCUCAUAGUUUGUGGUAGAUAUCUUUUAAAAAAUAAUCUGUACCACUGUAAUUUUGUUUAAAGACCCAGAAGUCACAAUGUCAUAAUUUCUAUGACAUGUUUAAACUUAUGAAUUUGACACUUGUGUUAGCAAUUUUGAUUUAUAAUGAAAUCUGCUUAAGAGAGGCGGAGUUUUUUGUUUUGUUUGUUUUUUUCUACAUGUGGACAUAGGAAUGGAAACACUUAGUGGUUUCUAGAGUAGAAAUUUGUAGAUUGGAAAGCUAGUUUGGGGGUAAAUUCCAUUUUGAUAGAAGAGAAUUUCCAGACCAUGUUUGUAGACUUCCGUGUGUGACUGUACCAGUUAAGCCUUAAAUCACAGAUUUGUGCCUUCUCAAAUGCAGUAAUUCUUGUCCAACCGCUGUACAGAACCCAUGAAGAAACCCUGUGGAUCACGAUUGAUAUGUCUGUUCUGUGGAAAGGAGCACAGUAAAUGCUGGGAUUCUAUGUCCUCAUCAAACCAUACUUGAGGUGGAUGGGGAAACCAACUUUGGAGUCUUUUGUUUGGUUUCUCUUGAUUCCUUUUGAAGAAUGGGACUGUGGGAGAAAUUUUCCUACUUGGGUAAUGAAAAGAUUGUGUAGCGCGGAGGUCAUAGGAAGGGAAAGGCCAGUAUUUUAUUUGUGCAGUACUGUUGGUCUUAUGUAUACAGUUGGCCUGUCCACUGUGGGGGUUUCCUCAGUGAGGUAAUCUUGUUUAAAUGUAAAGUUCCUUUGAUUUUUGUCAUACAUAUAAAUGAGUAUUUGGAGAGAUAUCACUUUACCUGUUCAUUUCUAUUGUGUUGAAAUGAAGUACUUAAAAUUACUGUUAUACGUGAACUUUGUAGACUGUACAAUGUGUUAUAUAUGUCCAAAUGCCUUUUAGCUGGCUUUUUAUUAAUAUGCCUGUUUUGAGUGCUUAAUACAAUGUAAUGUGAUUGUAAGUCAUGCACCUCUUUGAAAUCAUUCCCUCCUGUAUAUUUGUACUCUGAGAGAGCCUUAUUUUAUUCUUCAAGCAGAAAGCUACUUGUGAUGGUUAUUUACAUUCCCCAGAGUGUGCCUCUGGUGUGAAUUUUGUAUUCUUAUUAAAGUCUGUGCUACAUUA